CUCAGGCACUAGGGGGUAUCCCACGUGCGCUUGAGGACUUGGGGUCCCUCGAAGGAGCCCCCCGGGAAUCGUCCCCAGCACUCAGCAUCCCCACCAGUGGGCAUCUCUCCUGGGCUCGAGGCCCUGCGGCCCCCAGGAACAGCCCCUUCCCUGCCCCAGGAUCGGGCCCAGAUGGGGGCUCCGCUGGGUGGGGCACGCUGGACCCCAGGCCGCCCACCCUGGUGGGGCCCGUCACCGACCCGGAGCCGAGAUGGCCCCUGGCUCUUUCCUUGUGCCCACUUCUUCCCGGUCCAUUCUCCCCUGGAUCUUUCCCCCAGAGGCCCGGACAGAUCUCCUUCGGAAAAGAGCCCGGAGCCACGCAACCCCCGCACCGGGGCCAUGUGUGGCUCGAGAAGACCCGGGCCCUGUGGACCUGUUCCGGGAGCUGGUGGAGGAAGGAAAGGGAGCCGGCGGAGGGAACAGGGAGUAUGAGGAAGAAAAGAGGCAGGAGCAGGAACGACGAGAGAAGGCGCUGGGGGUCCUGACGUACCUGGGCCAGAGCGCAGCCGAGGCCCAGACGCAGCCCCCCUGGUACCAGCUGCCCCCAGAGCCCAGGGGCACUCAGUGCAGCCCUGCCCCAGAUGAGAAGGUCAAGAGCCACCUGGAUCCCCUGCGAGACCUGGAGAGGCAGCUGGGCAAGAAGAGGAAGAAGCAGGAAGGCAGCGGCCACUCCAAAGCGCCCGAGAAGCUGCAACCCCAGGGCCCCCGGAAGAGCUCCUUGGAGCAGCUGCGUGCAGAGCGACUCAAGAGGGAGGCAGCAGAGCAGGCCCGGACCCAGGCCCUGAUGGCCGCCCUUCGGGGAGAGCAGCCCCAAGAGGAGGAAGAGCCUGACGACCGCAAGAGACGCUACAACUCCCAAUUUCACCCGCAGCUCGCCCGGCCACCUCGGCGCUAGGAGCCUCGCGGACCGCAGCGAGGCAGGACAGGACUGCAGACAUCAUAUAAAACUAUUUAUUCAUAAAUAUCUUCAAAAAUGAAAA
Molecule: messenger RNA, 1019 nt
Organism: Monodelphis domestica (gray short-tailed opossum)
Lineage: Eukaryota; Metazoa; Chordata; Mammalia; Didelphimorphia; Didelphidae
Source: RefSeq, a predicted model, not a curated record